CAGACUUCAUCCUCAGAAAAUCCCAGGCUGCCAUUGGAGAGAGAACCCGUUGGCACAAGCGAGCAGGACGCAGACGCAGCAGGAGAUAUCGCAGGACGAACGCAGUGUCCACCUCCUCAGCUGAUGUAACCAGACAGCGUAUGUUGGUGUCAGAUAUUUAACCACAGCAACUUCGCGAUAAAAGGAGACAAAAGGAGGCGAGAAAAUGGGACAUACCGCAAUACCUAUAUUGAUGGCUGUUUUGUCCUACUGCGCGUGGGAACAUGUCGAGGCUCUGGCCAUGACCGAGGUGAACGGGCCUGUUGCCCAGGUGGCUGAGCCACAGAUCGCCAUGUUCUGCGGCCGUCAGCUGUUGCACAUGAACCUACAGACGGGCCAGUGGGAGCCGGAUCCUCAGGGCCGCCAGGGCUGCUUCAAAGAGCCCAGCGAAAUCCUGUCCUACUGUCAGGAGGUGUACCCAGCACUCACCAUCUCCCACAUAGAGGAGUCAAAAAGACCCGUCACCAUACCCGCCUGGUGUAAGAAAGGCUGGGGCCACUGCCAGACACACCCCUUCAUAGUGCUGCCCUACCGCUGUCUAGAGGGCGAGUAUGUGAGCGAGGCCCUGUUGGUGCCUGACCGCUGCCGUUUCCUCCACCAGGAGCAGAUGGAUGCCUGCGAGAGUUACGUGUAUUGGCACAAUAUUGCUAAAGAGGAAUGUGCUGCCGAAAAUCUGGAGCUCCACAGCUAUGGGAUGCUGUUGCCAUGUGGAGAUCACUUCCGGGGGGUGGAGUACGUAUGCUGCCCAGGCCGAGGGAGCUCCACCGGGAAAGGAGAGAUGGAGGAAAGAGAGCUCCCUGCCGGUCCUCAAACCCUCCCAGCGCAGACCAGCGCAAAACACAACUCUAUCACCCAAGUGACAGCUCCCACUCCGAGCCCCUCUCCUGAUACCGAUGUGGACGAGGCCGAUAUGGAAGAGGAGGAUGAAGAAGUUAUGGAGGAAGAGGAGGAGGAAGAGGAGGAGGAGGAUGAAGUUGACGAGGAUGAGCCAGAAGACGAAGAGGAAGAGGAGGCGAUCGCUGUGAAGGAUCCAGCGGAAUAUGAUUACCCCAUUGACUCAGGUCCGUACCAGACAUCAGACUAUCUGGACUCCUUCUACUACGAGAAAAGCCACAAACCCACCACCUCCGCUCCCCUGAUGAAGGGCGACAGCUUGACUACACCUCGCCCCACAGAUGGUGUUGAUGUUUAUUUUGAAAAGCCAGUGGAUGACACUGAGCAUGCCAACUUCCUGCGUGCCAAAACAGACCUGGAGGAGCGCAGGAUGAAGAGAAUCAAUGAGAUCAUGAAGGAGUGGGCAGAGGCAGACAACCAAUCAAAGAAUUUGCCAAAGUCAGAGCGACAGGCCCUGAAUGAGCAUUUCCAAUCUGUGCUGCAAACUCUGGAGGAGCAGGUGGCUGGAGAGAGGCAGAGGCUGGUGGAGACUCAUCUUGCAAGGGUGGAGGCCAUCCUCAAUAACAACCGACGCCUGGCCCUGGAGAACUACCUGACCGCUGUACAGUCUGAUCCCCCUCAGCCGGAGCGUGUGCUGCAGGCUCUCAAGCGCUACAUGGCUGCAGAGCAGAAGGACCGCAGGCACACACUCAGACACUACCAGCAUAUUGUGGCUGUCGACCCCCAGAAGGCUGAGCAGAUGAAAUUCCAGGUGUACACACAUCUCCAUGUUAUUGAGGAGAGGAUGAACCAGAGUCUUGCCCUGCUGUACAAGGAUCCCAACUUAGCAGAGGAGCUGCACGACGAUAUCCAGGAGCUGGUCAAGGCAGAAAGAGGCGACAUCAGUGAGCUCAUGACCACCUCCUUCUCCGAGACGCGCACCACUGAGGAGCUUCUGCCUGCUGAGAGCGAGGAGGAGAAGGAUGAUGAGGAGGAAGAGGAGAGAGCCUUCCAGAACAGGCCUUACCCGCCCCGCAUUGAAGUGCAGUCCAAUAAGAAAGCGGCUGCAGUUGAUGAAUAUGAUUACACCACAUCUGAGAGAGGCCCAACCUAUGAAUAUGAGGAAAAAAUCAACACGUCUGUGGAGCUCAAGCAGGUGGUCAACAAGCCUCCUGAGAUUGAGAGAGAUGAGCUGCAACCUGAUGCCUUGGAGACAUUCAACCGUGGCGCCAUGGUGGGGCUGCUGGUGGUGGCUGUGGCAAUCGCUAUGGUGAUGGUGAUCAGUCUGCUGCUGGUGCGCAGGAAGCCAUAUGGCACUAUCAGUCAUGGCAUCGUAGAGCAGGUUGACCCCAUGCUGACACCUGAGGAACGACAGCUCAACAAAAUGCAAAACCAUGGCUAUGAAAACCCCACCUACAAAUUCUUUGAACAGAUGAACUGAGGUAUGGGGGCCGCCAACAAGUCAUGCCUGACCACUUGUUAUGUCCCCCCCUCCCUCUCUAUCUCCCACUCUUCCUUCCUUACAGUGAUGUCGCAGCUACACUCCCUUUGACGAUGUGUUGCAAGCAUAAAGUAACUGAAUAGAGUCGGGUGCGUCCCAAACCCAUUGUAAAUGACCGACAAAAACCUAUCAUCAUUACCAGAAUGUGAAUAAUGAGAUAAGAUACACACACACAUCACUUGUUGUAAUCUAAUACUGCUCUGGGAUAAAGUCUGAGCAUUGUUCUCUCCAUUAGCCAUGCUGCAUUCUUUCAUAAUUCUAAAAAAAAACCAUCCCAGUGGCAUGACUUGACCUGUUGCCCCUCACUGGAAACUGAAGCUGAACGGUGCAUAAUGCUUUAUAGUAUUUAUUUUUCAGUAGCAGUUUAUUUGCUGAAAUUGAACCACAGUUAGAUAUACUGUAUCUGUGUAGAUGAGUGUGAGUGACAGCCUAGAUACAUUAUUGUGUAAAUCGCAAAUAAAACCAACUCAGAGAGGAAGGGCAAUUACCACGCUUAUUUGCAGGCUAACCCUACCCGCCUGAGCUACUGUAACAUCUGACAUCACCUCUGAUAUAAGAAAUGAACAUUAAGUGAAGACAGGGGUGAGCGAGACAUUUCAGCGUCACUGAAGUUGUUUUCUGAGGGUACAAAAACCAUGUUUUGACUUUUGCCCUCUAUUUUGUCAAAACAAACCAAAUAUUCAAUUUAGCAUAACCAAGUCAGUGAAUAAGUAAGUAUCCUUUGUACUGGCACCUAAAGAACUGUAAAACAGAAAAAUCAGAAGUCCGUUAUUUUAAUGAAAGCAUGACAACUCGGUGUAUGAUGCUGCUGUAUUUAUUUGUGUUGUUUUUAGUCAUUGCUUUUGAACAGUCAGAAACGUCACCGUGCAAAAAUGGACACUGUAAAUAACGUAAGAAAUACAUACUACUAGAUGUAGACAUUUCUAUGAUUAAUUUGCAUCGAUGUAAUGGAUUAAUACUUUUAAAAAAAAUAGUACAUUGUGCUGUAACGAGAAGGAGAAACAUUUUUCCUAACAUGGCUGAUUGAAAACGGACUGUUGUAAAAACCAGCACAAGACAAUGACACAGUUACUUCUUUCUGAAUGUAUUUAAGGUAGACGUUGAGAUUCCAUCUUCUUUUAAGUAAACACAUCAUCCCCCCUAGUAGAGCGAAGUAGUGAAGUCAGACACGUCCAGCAGAUAGACUAUAUGACUGAUGCCCCUCUCAUCUCUUCCCGUAGCAGCCUGUUUGUUUUACACAUGUGUCAGCUGUGUGUCAGCGCAGAAGAGCUUCAACCAUUAGGCAUGUCAUGUUGUACAGAGCAGGAAAGUGUAAAGAGGCCACAGCUAUAGUCAUGUGAAGUGUCAGUGUUGUGUAGUACAUCCUAAAAACCGACCACACUCAGGCAUGAUAGUAGAAAAAUUUGCUGUGAGUCUUUAAACCUGCAAGUUUGACACUUUUGGACUCAACAACAUUGAAUGUUAGUACUCUAUAGAUGCUUUAUUUAAGUAACUAGCUUUUCACCGAAUGACUCAUUGUAGUUUGUCAUACUUAUGAUCAACAUAGUACCCUGUAAGUGAGAAGGGGAUUGUCCCCUUUUUUCUGGCUGAUUGUUUUACUGCUUAGUGUGUCAGGUUAAUUCUGUCGGACCAUCUCGGUAGAGGAAGGUCAGAUUGUGGGAUGUUGCUUUUUUGCUCAUCAGUCUUUAACUGUAUGCUAUAAUAUAGAUAAUCCAAACCAAAAUCAAUUCUUUUUUUUUAAAUGUCAUACCGCUGGGAGUUUGCUUUAAAAGCCUGCGUUCAUACGUGGAGGAAAAGUAAUUUUUCUUCUGAGUUUUCUUUUUUCUUUCUAAAGUUUGCUUUAUAAUGAAGCAAAAAAAAAAACUUUGACUAUCAGAGUUAUGAUUUUUUUGCAUUAGUCUUCUGUUUCUCUGGUUAGGCAGGUGAAUUGCCGGUUGCGCUUGUGUUAAGACGGGUGAAGAGAAGUCAUAAGCCCUUGUAUAAUUUGUACAGCUACAUCAGUGAAUGAAAACGUUGUAUGUUCACAGUUUAGGUCAGUUGAUCUUGUAAUGAUACUACUGAAACCAUAGAUGAGAAUAAGCUUGCCUGUGUUUCCCAAAACCACUGAUGGUUUCCUACCAGCAUUUAGCAGACGUAGAAUGGUGUAUACUGUAGUUACUCAAAUCACAUUUGUACGUAAGUCCUCUGUCAAAUUCUAGACUUCUUUGUUGGUCUGUCCCCUUACUUCCCCCUGAUGAAAUAUAAACAAUGUUAUUGAGAUUUUAAUUGCUGCAUUAUUGCCUUUUACAAUGCUGUGUUUUGGAUGUAAUUAUUCUGUAUUUUUUAUUUAAACGUAAUAAUCAGUUGGAUCAAGGGUCAAGCGUUUCACCUGUAAUGUAAAUUUAGGGGCUUGUAUGAGAACACACGUUUAUAACAUUCAGAAAUGUGAAUUAGAGACAGACAUACGGCCUCUUCCUAAUUGACAAGGAGUGGCACUAAGCACAAGUAGAAGCAAAUGACUCAAUUUGUGUACAGGUUGCUAAAUGUUAGCCAUUAAUUGUGUCUGUCUGAAUUAAAUUAGACUGCAUUGAUUCUAGGGAUGUUGAUAGCAUCACUGAGAGAGAGCUGUUCUUCAUUUUCAUUCAGACCUUUGACCAAAGACAUGCUCCACCAAUACGCAGACAGAUUUAAAUUUGGAGGGGGGAAAAAAAAAGUUAUCUGUUGUGUUCCUGUAAAUCUGAGAAAUUAGAGCCGGUCAAGCUAAUAAAUAGUGUAAUAAAAAUGAAUGACCCAUUAAA
This is a messenger RNA of Labrus mixtus (cuckoo wrasse), 5190 nucleotides long. RefSeq names its product amyloid beta (A4) precursor-like protein 1 (gene aplp1). NCBI's taxonomy places the organism in Eukaryota, Metazoa, Chordata, Actinopteri, Labriformes, Labridae. Gene Ontology annotation, cellular component: plasma membrane; Golgi apparatus. The transcript has 17 exons. The record is from RefSeq and is a predicted model, not a curated record. Gene Ontology annotation, biological process: axonogenesis; central nervous system development. Gene Ontology annotation, molecular function: alpha-2B adrenergic receptor binding; alpha-2A adrenergic receptor binding; heparin binding. Bases 206 to 2353 code for a protein of 715 amino acids.